AUGGGGUGUUUCUUCCAAUGCUUUGGCGUCAGAAACGAUCGUUCCCGCCCUCAUAUAGUCCCUUCCUUGUCAAAGUCCAUCGAACAUGCAGUUUCUCGAGAUCGGUUGUCAUCUCUCUUUGUUGAUGGUGAGAAAAGAGAUUCUUCAUCCAAGGAUUUGGAGUCUCCACAAAUUGAUAAAAGUCUCAUGGAUGAGGCAAAAUUCCUCAAAGCUUGUGGCACAAUACCAGAGACUCCGGCUGCAAUUCGCAAAGCAUCUCAGAAGUUUAAACAGUCCCCACCUUGUGUUGUAGAUUCAGAGACUUCUAAAUUUCGUUCAUGGCUUCCAAACACACCCAUUGAUAAGUUUAAGUUGGAUAAGCAAUCUGAUCACCCACCUACUCCAAAUAAACUUUUCCAGGCGUUGGAGAGGUCGGAUUCUACGGAGAACACUCCUAGCAGCUGUAUAUCGGAUGCAGCAAACACUGGGAUGUCUGCCAUGAGUUCUACUGAAGGUAGUGAGGCUAUGACUACUGAUAAAACAGUCGAGAUCGAUGUCAUCUCAACUUCUGCUUAUGGAAAGAACAACAAGUCUGUUCGGUUUGAAUUUGAAUUUGAAUCUGAUGGUUCUUCUAAAUCUGAAAAUAUUGGCCAAAAUCCAGAGAAACUUGAAGCUUUAGGUUAUCUAAGUGCAUCAAAACACUCGCCAAACCCAACCCCGUUAAAGCUUUUUGAUGGAAUGCAAACCCCAGGAACUGUUUUUCCCUCAAACAUGGAAACCUUGGCAAACGGGAAGAUUAGAAUUCGGUCCGAAUAUGUUCAUAAUGCAAUGAAGGAAGAGGCAUUUAGUUCCAAAGAGAUGUUUGAUGAGCUGAAAGAAUCUCAUGAACGAUUAGAAAAUGCCAUCCCAAAGCUAGAAGUGGGAGUGAAACAAACUUCACUUUUGAAAGAUUCAGAGGAUGGAGGCUUGUCUUCUUGGUUGAAGCCAAAACAGAAUGCCAUGGAUGAUCCCAACAAGAAUCUUCAUGUCACAUUCAGCAAAACCCCUCAUAUUAGUAAAACCCCAGGGGAUAGACCCAUCAUUGGUUUGGUGGCUGCACACUGGAAAGAGGAUGAGUCUUCCCGCAUCUCACCCAAGUGGUGGGAUGGCAAUGGAAUCCCAAAUUCAACUACCAAAUACAAGGAGGAUCAGAAAGUGAGUUGGCAUGCAACCCCAUUUGAAGAAAGGCUGGAAAAGGCUUUGUCAGAUGAGACUCUCAUCUCUCAGAGGAAGCAUGUUGACCAACCAAGGAUGUGUCUUGAUGAGGUUGAUAAAGGUGACACAGCUCAGUCUCAGCUGCGACCAUCUUCACAUUCCAAGUCUGUCGUUUCGUUCUGACUAUACAUAUCUUGCUCUUCCUUGAAAUCUCAGGUUUACAUUUAAUGAAAACACAGAUGUCUAAAAUCAAGAAAAAUAAUGGCAUUUAGUUUAGAGCUUUUUCUCUGGGAAUCAUGCUGUGUUGAUUGUAAUUCUCAGCUGGAAUAAAGAUCUGCUUGACGUGUAUGUCAUCGAUUCAAAUGAUGACAUGCAGUUUUUGUUAAGGUUAUAUUACUUCGUUCGCGUUAAGAGAGGAAAAUGUAA
Molecule: messenger RNA, 1599 nt
Organism: Hibiscus syriacus
Lineage: Eukaryota; Viridiplantae; Streptophyta; Magnoliopsida; Malvales; Malvaceae
Product: protein JASON-like
Exons: 7
Coding region: 1-1356 (451 amino acids)
Biological process (GO): male meiosis II
Source: RefSeq, a predicted model, not a curated record